GGCUGCCAGCGCUUGUUCAAACUCCGCCUCUGUUUCCUCGUCGUCACCGCCAGCAGCGUCGAGCAUCCGCUCUCUGUCUCCGCAAUGGCUGCUAUCCAGCUCGCCAAAAAGGCUGUAAACCUGCCCCCCACUUGUCGCACCCUUGCGUCUGGCGUGCCGGCCGCGUCCUACAUCAACCUCAACGUCCGCGAACCCGCUGGUCACGGACAUGCGCACGGGCACGGUGCUGCUGGCCCCCGCUCGGAUGCGCCUGCUAAGUGGGCGGGUGGUGUGUCCACUAGCUCAUCUGCAGGGCUUGUCUCGAAGAGCUUCGCGAAUGUCCCCUCUACAGGUGCUUUCCAGAAGCGCCUGAUCCAUUCGACUGUGCCCGCCAAGAUCGAGCCGCAGGUGCCCGACUUCUCGCACUACGAGGCGAAGUCGGACUCGACGAACCGCGGUGUCGCGUACAUGAUGAUCGGCGGCAUGGGCCUGCUCUCCGCGUCCGUCGCGAAGUCGACCGUGACGGAGUUCCUCGCGACGAUGGCCGCGUCCGCGGACGUCCUGGCCAUGGCGAAGGUCGAGCUCGACCUGGCGACUAUCCCUGAGGGCAAGAACGUCGUUAUCAAGUGGCGUGGCAAGCCGGUGUUCAUCCGUCACCGCACGCAGGACGAGGUCCAGGAGGCGCGCUCCUUCAACUGGAAGUCACUGCGGGACCCCCAGAGCGAUGAGGACCGGACGAAGAAGCCGGAGUGGUUGGUCAUGGUGGGUGUCUGCACUCACUUGGGUUGUGUGCCCAUUGGCGAGGCUGGUGACUACGGUGGAUGGUUCUGCCCGUGCCAUGGUUCGCAUUACGACAUCUCUGGUCGUGUACGCAAGGGCCCUGCUCCGACCAACCUCGAGGUGCCCGUUCACGACUUCGACGAUGCGAACAAUUUGCUUGUCAUUGGUUGAUAGAUGUUGCGUCCGUAGAAUGCAGCCUACAGCGUAUAAUGGAAUGUCUUACAAUUGUGACGACGGAGACGGUAUACGAGUGUCGUGCAAAGCUGAGCCGCAUCUCCAUAUGCAAACAGCGCUCGGAGUCGUAGUUGACAUCAUAAAAACGUGCGUUCUUGCUUCUCCGCUUCGCCUCGCCGGACUUCCUCUAUACAGUGUCAGAGUCCGGGCCUGACGCCGAGGUGGGUCUAGUAUACCCGGUUCGACGUCAUGCAGAGCACACGAC
Rhodofomes roseus is the source of this 1198-nucleotide messenger RNA. Its product is annotated as ubiquinol-cytochrome c reductase iron-sulfur subunit. Bases 85 to 930 code for a protein of 281 amino acids. The record is from RefSeq and is a predicted model, not a curated record. The transcript has 6 exons. Gene Ontology annotation, cellular component: membrane. Gene Ontology annotation, molecular function: 2 iron, 2 sulfur cluster binding; quinol-cytochrome-c reductase activity. Gene Ontology annotation, biological process: mitochondrial electron transport, ubiquinol to cytochrome c. NCBI's taxonomy places the organism in Eukaryota, Fungi, Basidiomycota, Agaricomycetes, Polyporales, Fomitopsidaceae.